Messenger RNA from Choloepus didactylus (southern two-toed sloth), 1835 nucleotides. Its product is annotated as protein LIAT1-like. The transcript is spliced from 8 exons. The record is from RefSeq and is a predicted model, not a curated record. Gene Ontology annotation, biological process: protein arginylation. NCBI's taxonomy places the organism in Eukaryota, Metazoa, Chordata, Mammalia, Pilosa, Megalonychidae. The coding region runs from base 1 to 1305 and encodes 434 amino acids.
AUGACAGAGAUGCUUGUCUUCUUGGCUGAGUCCGUUCAAGCCCCUGGAGACCCCCCAGAGGCUGGGUGGAAGGACAUCAGCUCUGUCCCUCUGCACGGACCAAGGUCUGGGCUGCUGGGUGGGAAACAGGCCAAGCCUGGCCGUCCUCCAUCCCUUGGCAGUGGAGGCCCCCCAAAUCCCUUUGAGGCUCCCAUCAGCAUGCUGCACCCUUGUCCUCGCCGACACAGCCGCUUCACUUCUAUGCCGAGCCCCUGCCGCUCACCGUCACUCAGUGGCUUCCUGUCAGCCACCACUCCCGUGGCCAUCCCCGACUUCCUAAAUAACUUCAACAGUCCACUCUGGGGGGCAGGCGGCCACCCACCCCGGGCUGCCCAGAACCCACAGGGGUCCCAGGGGCUGAGGAAGAGUUUGAAAACCACUGGUCCCCGGGUGAAGCUCAAACUCCUCAGCCAAGCAGACCGCCUGCCGGGGCUGUCCUCACCCCACCGGGACCAUCUGGCACACUCCUGUGCUGCCUCAACUGCCCCCUCAGAAGUGUCCGUAUCCCCUACAAUCCGUCCGCGCCGGGCGCCGCGGGCUCGGCGGCAGCAGCUCUUCGGCUGCUCCCGGAGCAGGUCAGGACCCAGCGGGCGGAUGGACCGCCGCGGCGGGGAGGGCGAGGACGACGAUGACGAGGAAGAGAAGCGGGGGGGCGGCGCCGCGGACUCGCAGGGGGUCAGACUGCCCCCCAUCGCGGGCGGCACCUCGGAACUGCCCAAGCGGAAGGUGAAGAAGAAAAAGAAGAAAAAGAGCAAGGGGUCGAGCAAGGGGAACGGUGAACAUCAGAGCCAAAGCCUGAAGAAUCAGUCACUUUCUACAUCCUUUCACGGCAUCUUAAGUCCCAGCAAAGAUCAUGGCCUGAAGCAAGAGCACAGACAAGACAAAGAGGAAAACAAGCACAUCCCUCCUUACCCCUGCACUGCGGGCUGCCCCCAUUUUGCCGAAAUAGAAGAGAAACUUGCCAACCAGAUCAAAGAAAGUCUGCGUUGGGACGGAAUUCUCGCCGAUCCAGAGGCAGAAAAAGAAAGGAUUCGUAUCUAUAAACUGAACCGGAGGAAGCGGUACCGGACUUGGGCCCUCAAGGGCUUCCACUCUGACCCCUGCGCGGAGGAGACCCCUGAGACCUUCCCCCUCCUCUCAGACAAAGACUGCAGCCCCCGCGGCAUGCAGGCGGCCGGAAGAGCCGACCACCCGAGUCACUACUUUGAAGGCAACCUUGCCCCGAGGAGCCUACACUCCGAUUUAGCUACCACUGUGCCCGAGUGAAAAACCGCCCUCGACCCUGACGAGCGUGUAAUUAUCCUGACCACAAGUUUAUGUGUUAAAAAAUAAUAAUAAUAAAAGGAAAUCAGACCUAGAUCUGAGGGAAGCAGACACUUGGUACGUUAAUGAGCUCAACCUCCCCUUCACCAAGAUGCGCUCAACUGCCAAGGGAAGCCACAUUCCUUAAGACGAAAGCAAUUUCAUGAACCAGUUUCUUUUAAGUGUUUUCUUUUUCUCUACUAAAUUGGCAUCUCCCUUUGUUUGUAAUUCCUUAUAACAGUUAGAUGUCUAUAAUCUACCCCCCAAAAGAAGAGAAAGCAUGCAGAUGAUAUAAAUUUUAUGACAAAUCAAUUUCAUGGGUAAGACUCCUUACAUAGUACAGGCUUCUGUAGGCCCAAGGAAAAUGCCUCAAACAUUCUAGAGACUUUUUUGUUUUUAAAUAAGUGCACUCCCUGACCUUAUGUGGUCUUCAAGAUAAGUGGGUUCCAGAACUUAAUCCCUAGAGGGUUAUUAUGGGGAAACCCAAAAGGAAU